ACUUUCCGAACAACCUAAUAGUAAGCAUAAUUGCAUGUUUGUUGCAAAUAUCAAUCACAAAUAUGGAUGCCAUGAUACCUAGUGGAUGUCGACCAAUCAAUAUUGAGCAUUUCAAUCAGACAUGUUCCGAUAAAUUGAAAGAAGAUCGAUUAAUUGGAACAUUCGUAAUUUUAAUGUUGUUGUAUGGGUUUCUUAUGCUAUCACUUGGUAUUGGAAUGAAUUCCGUGAUGAAAAUUAAUUUUAUGAAAGUUCUUCGUAAUGAAUAUCGUAAUGGUUGGUAUAGUUAUGCAUCCUUGAUUCAUUCUUCCUAUAUAAAUGAACUGCUCACAUCAUUAAUCGUUAUGGUAAUAUGUGUCUUUAUCUUUUAUAUGAUUUGCGGUUUUGUUUACAUUGAUAAUUAUCAUUUGAAUUGGUAUCGAUUUGUUAACGCAUCUCUUUUCUGCUUUUUAACACUUUCAUACGGCCAAUCAUUUGGAUAUCUACUAUUGUCAAUAUGUAUUGAUAAUUUUGAGAUUCUUUUACUUCUAUGUCAAGUGACGAUUGUCUCACUAAGUAUUUCGAAUAGUUUCAUGAUUGCAAUCGAUGUUAUGAACAAGCCGGUUUACCUGACCAUGUCAAAAAUAAUCAGUUCCCGCUAUUCACUGGAGGGAUUAUUUUAUUCAUAUUAUGAAAUUGAUCGUUGUGAUUCGCAAACAGAAUAUUCACAAAUAGCGAAACAAUUAUUUAUUGAUUCCGACAACAUAUAUUCAAAUAUCAAAUAUCCUAUUGUAGUUAUGAUUGUUAUCCGAAUUAUUUCUUUCAUUGUGAUGCGUUGGACAUUCAGCAAUGUAAACAUUGAUACAGUUUCAUCCGAAAAAGAAGAAGUAAUAAUGACAAGCAUUCUUGCCACUCCCAUCGAAAUAAUUUUCCCUCCAAAGUCUAUGAAUGUCUCGAUGAUCGACUAUAAUAACAACGUUAAAUCGGAAUUAAAUGAAUUUCAGCAAUUUUGUAAAGGCCGUUACAUAAUUGGAUGGCGUCAAUUGACAUUGUUCUCCACCGAUACAAUCUAUGAAGUUCGUCCUACUCCUGAAUCAUUAGAAAAAUUCGAAGACACGUUGAUAUUGCGAAAUCUCAGCGGACAAUUCCAAUUUGGAACAUUGAAUGCUAUAAUGGGCAGUUCAGGUUCUGGCAAAACAUCAUUAUUGAAAGUUUUUAAUGGGAAAAUGAAAACCAAAUUGACAGGCUCGACAGAAUUUUAUCUCAGUCGAUUCACACCGAUUCGGACUUGCUACAUCAGACAAGAAGUUUCCAAUCAUCUGAUACCCGGACUAACGGGCAGACAAAGUUUGGUCUAUGCUUCCAAAUUGAAGAAUUGUCAUGAAAGACAAUCGAUCAAUCAUGACCAGAUAGCAACCAAUUUACUCGAUGAAUUGGACAUUGCCAACACAGCCAACACUAUGGUGCAAAACUGUUCAGGCGGUGAAAGGAAACGUUUGGCUUUGGCCUUGGAAUUGACCUCAGUUCGAAUGCCCAAUUUGAUCUGUAUUGACGAACCGGUCAGUGGAUUAGAUUCUAACUCGGCACACUUGGUUCUUCUGUGUCUUCAACGAUAUAUCGCUCGUCAUCCAGAUGUAACUAUGGUGGUAAGCAUUCAUCAGCCUAGUACCGAGCAGUUGGGCAUGUUUGACCAAUGCUACGUGCUUGCAUUCGAUGGACUUGGCAUCUAUUCAGGGCCUCCAGCACGAAUCAAAAGUUUUUUAAAUGAAGCAUCUUCCAUUGAUGAUGACAAAAGAUACCCGAUCGAAACUCUGAUUCGAUAUUCAUGCACUGGGCAUUCAAAUCCAAUCGUCCAACAAUUAGCAGAAGAAACCGAUCAUGAAGUUGCUAAGAUCACACAGUUGCUAUUGCAAGACACAGUUCGAGUGAAAAAUGGCUUACCAUUUCCACGUAUGAGAUUUUCAAUUCGAUUCGUAGCUGUUCUUUUGCAACGUUUCAUUCAUUCCUCAUUCAGAUACCAGUGGCCAUUAUAUUUUGGUCAUACAAUCAUGUGUAUCUUUAGUGGUGUUGCACUCAGAAGCUUUUUUGAUGAGGAAAUUGCCCAAAUUGAUGGCUGCCUAUCGAUGGAAGAAGAUUUCUUGAGUAUUUGUUCCAAUGUCACCGAUCAAAAAUGGAUAGAAGAUGUACGUCUUGCCAAUAAUGUGAAUUAUAUCUUCUUCUCGUGUUUCGCAUGUAUUUUCAUGAUGAAUGCUCAAGUGAUCAACACGUUUUCCUCAAAUUUUAAAUUUUUCACAGCCCAACAGCAAAAUGGUUGGUACACUUGUGGCGCUUAUUAUCUCGCCAAAUUAAUAUUCGAUGUGAUGACAAUUCUUCCUAUGGCCGUAAUCUUUGUUUAUGUAACUGAUAUCUAUUCAUCUGUAUCUCCAAACAAUUAUUUUGUUUGGCAAGUUUUCAAUUUAUUCAUAGCAUCAUUGAGCUUUCUGGCCUUAAAUAACCUGAGCGUAAUGUUUCUUCAUAAAUCAAUUAUCGCUUUAUUCAUAAUAAUUGGGUUGAUGCUUUGCAUUGGCAUCUUAUUAUCAAAUAUAUACAAUGUUAUUGAAGAAAUGAAUUUCAUCGUACGUUUCAUAUCAAAUAUUUCAAUAUUUCGUUACCAAUUCCCGGCAACGUUAUGGUUAAUUUAUGGUGGUGAACGAUGUCGACCGUAUGAAAUACAAUCCCUGUUGUAUAUGUUAAACGUUCCAACCAAUGUUGAAAACUUUUACGAAUGUAUAUUCAAACUGAUUGCAUUAGCUAUAUUCUAUCAUACCAUUGCAGUAUUGGUAUUUAUCAUCAAAUUUAAUCCAUUGAUCGAUCGAUAUAAAAGAGCCGAAUGUAUUGAAAAAUAUCGUAAUGAACGUUUGCUUAAAUCGAAUAAACCCUUCAUGAAUAAAUCGUUUGAUUAA
Molecule: messenger RNA, 2918 nt
Organism: Dermatophagoides pteronyssinus (European house dust mite)
Lineage: Eukaryota; Metazoa; Arthropoda; Arachnida; Sarcoptiformes; Pyroglyphidae
Biological process (GO): transmembrane transport
Cellular component (GO): membrane
Molecular function (GO): ATP binding; ABC-type transporter activity; ATP hydrolysis activity
Source: RefSeq, a predicted model, not a curated record